AUGGCAGAUUUUGGGUGCUUGAACCCUGACAUUACCUUUAAUGUCCUCUCCCGACUGCAAACGAAAGAUUUGCUGGGAUUGAAAUGUGUCUCUAAAGGAUGGCACCGCCUUAUAUCUGAUCGCUCUUUCAUCCAGGCUCAGUCACAAAAGAAAGAGCCAUUGUCAGGAUUCUUCUUCCAGCAGAGGUACCCGGAUUGUUAUGAAACUUCUGAUGACAUAAAAACUAUCACCUAUAUUCCUGUUGAAAGGAAAGGAUUGCAGCGGAAUGUCUUUGCUUUUCGCCGUCAGUAUGUCGUGGUGUUAGCAUCAUGCAAUGGGCUACUUUGUUGUCGAAGUUGCUUCCCCUUUGAAGAUCCAGCUAUCUAUGUCUGCAACCCUUUGAACAGUGAUUGGUGGAAACUGGAUUGGAAGGAACCUGACAAAGAAAGCUUCAUUGCUCUGGCGUUUGAUCCCUUCCAGGAUUUUUCUGUCAAUUCGACAAAUUUCAAGGUUGUUAGACCAAGGAAGUUGGAGACUGAGAAGGGGAAGCAUACUCAUUUGAAAUAUAUACCUCAAAGACAAGGAAUUGGAAGCUAUCAGAAGAGGUUUGCUGCUAAUGGAGGUGUUUUUAUUGGAGGGAUCUUACACUGGCUCACUGAUGGUGGCCAAAUUCUGACUUUUAAUGCAGAGAAUGAAACAGCUUUGCUGAUUUCAAUUCCACUACCAGCUGGAGAGUUUAAUUGUACACGUCAAGCUUGCAUUGGAGAAUCUGAAGGUCGACUGUCUUAUGUAUCGGUCCCUGAAGGACUUCGCGUAUGGUUUCUUGAGGAUUACUAUGAUUCUACUUGGUCUCUCAAGUACUCCAAAACUCUUGCGCUGAUGGAAACGGAACACCCGGGAAUCAUGUUCGAUUUAUACGAUGGAAUGAUGCACUGGCUGAGAAUUGAUCAUAGCCCGUGGUGGGAUCCCUUGGCUUUCAAAGACGGGGUCUUAGUAGUAAGGGUAUCCAGUACCAUCUACUUAUAUCAUGUUGAGGCUAGCAAGAUGGAGGAAGUUUGCGAGACUUCAGAGCUUGGUCCAAUUUCCGGGGGUGAAAAGGCCUGA
Dovyalis caffra is the source of this 1083-nucleotide messenger RNA. NCBI's taxonomy places the organism in Eukaryota, Viridiplantae, Streptophyta, Magnoliopsida, Malpighiales, Salicaceae. The record is from the annotation of a GenBank genome assembly.